AUGAGGGUCUCAUCGGAAUUCAUGGACCUCCCCGCUCCCGAUAUCAACCCGGAGCGCCCCCAGAACGUCUAUGAGGGCAACAUAUUUGACCAUGAAAGCGUCUCCGAGGCGAUCCAACCACUGUCAUCACACCCGGAACUUAUGGCUGACAAUAUACACCGGGGGAUUUGGGGAUCACCAGCACCGCCUCAGGAAGAGGCCGUUUGGACAACAGCCGGGGCUACGGAAACGGAUAGAAAUGCCAGCACUGCCCUAGAUUCAAAUCGAACUCGAUCUGGCCGCCGUAUUACUCAACCAACUGUUCGACAAGCCGAGCCUGGGACAAUUAAAGGGCCUGUCAAAGUGGCAGCUAAAAAGCGGAAGCGUCCGAACCGCCAGGUCAAUAUAGUUUGCACCGGCUGUUACCGAGGACACAGCCCCUCGAACAAUUUGAUUGUUUUAUGUGACUCAUGUGAUGCUCCGUGGCAUCAGAAAUGCCACAGUCCAAACAUUCAUAAUGAGGUUAUCGAAAUUUCGGAGAUGAAUUGGUUUUGCAUCAAGUGUAAACCUGAGCAACGUCAGGCAGCCCAGACCAAAUAUCAAAAGAAUGGUGCAACGAAAAUGAAAAAAGUCGAACGACCGAAGAAGCAGCCUGUGUCUGAAUCUCAAAUUGGUGGAAAUUAUUAUUCAGAGGAGGAACGACGGGCGUAUCUGUCAUCUCUUUCUCAUGAUUCGCUAGUCAAGCUUAUAGUGAGAGUCUCAAACGAGUGGCCGUCGGUUCCUAUGUUUCCCCGGGACAUGCAGGAAAACGUUCGUUCUGCAUUACUUGGUUGGGAAAAUCAGGAACCAUCGUUCAAGAACGCUAGCGACAUGGAUUCAAACCAACAGAUCGGCAAGACUUCUAAUACCACAGCCCCCGAAGCUACUGCCAUGGAUGCCGAAGAACUCUUUGCUGCAAUGGUUUCCGAUACGGUUCCCAAUCCUGCUUCCCCGGCGGCUCUUGGUGGCAUCGCUGCCUGCCAGGUUUCCACUGGAAUUUCUCACACGCAUGCUCCCACAACUGCUCCCCAGACUACAACAACAACUUCCCAGACGCCUUCCAGAGCCACGCGCAAAUUUACAUCGCAUGCUGCGCCUGCAGCUACACGUGCUCGCAAGGCCUCUUUCGUUUCUUCGAACUCUGACCUGCUCACCGACGACGAGUCAUCAUACUCCCAAUCCCCCACUCUAUCUCCAUCUCAGUCCUCACAAGUUGGAUCCCAGCAUGAAUCGGAUUAUGACCCUGGAGAUUACCGCGCCUACCCCGAAGCUGGUCAAGGCUUCCAGGUGCCGUCGACCCCAAGCGAUCUUGACAUCAUGGCUGAGGAUAAGAAUUGCCUUACAUUCAGUCAUUCUAUCCGAGGCUCAGCUAAGCAGGCUCAGAAUAAGAAGCCUUCUUCGCCUCUGGGUCAGCGGAUGCAGUGGUGA
Penicillium psychrosexuale is the source of this 1446-nucleotide messenger RNA. RefSeq names its product phf1/phf2 family PHD finger domain-containing protein. The transcript has a single exon. The coding region runs from base 1 to 1446 and encodes 481 amino acids. The record is from RefSeq and is a predicted model, not a curated record. NCBI's taxonomy places the organism in Eukaryota, Fungi, Ascomycota, Eurotiomycetes, Eurotiales, Aspergillaceae.